GAAACAUCUCUCGUGUUAUAUACACGCACGCGGCAGCUGUGCCCUCCUAAUCUAUGGAAACAGGGGCCGCUGACACCAGGCCGGCGUCGUUGUCUGCCUGCGCCGCCAGCUGUGACGACGCCGGCGUUGUUGCGUUCGAUAGCAGCGGCAAUAACAGCAACAGCAAGAAUAAAGCAAGCUGCUGUCGGAGCAGGAAGCGGCCUUGGGUAGCAGCGGCGGCGGCGAGCUAUUGCCUGCUAGCGGCGUUGGUGGGGAUGUCGGGGAGCUCGGAGACGCCCAUGGGCGUUGUGGCGGCCUCGCAGCAGCAGCAGCACCCGGUCGCUGCCAUGGCUCGGGAUCUGUUCCACCCGCUCGCGAGGGAGCGGAGGCUGGCGAGGAAGGCGGCGGCGGAGCAAGUCCUCAUCCCGGAGACGGACAUCACCAACUCGCGAGUUCGGGUGUGGGUUGUUACGACGGCAAGCCUUCCGUGGAUGACGGGGACGUCCAUCAACCCCCUCCUGAGGGCAGCCUUUCUGGCGCGCGGCAGGGACGCGGACAUGGUGACCCUUAUGCUGCCGUUCCUCUCGCUCGACGACCAGCCUAAGGCGAGUGUUCCCACCGGGGGUGACCUUCGAUACGCCGGAGGAGCAAGAGGUUUGGGUGCGGAACUGGCUAGAGGAUGCCGGAUUGGCACGGGAAUCGGAGCGCUUGCGGCUGAGAAUGUGUUCUAUCCCGGGCGAUACCAUAAAGACUACGGGAGCAUCUUCCCCAUGGGAGACCUGACACUCAUGAUCCCGCCAGAGGAAGCCGACAUCUGCAUUCUAGAGGAGCCGGAACACCUCAACUGGUACCGUGCACCUGGUCGGUCGUGGCGGCGGGCGUUUAAGCACGUCGUCGGAGUCGUGCACACGAACUACCUGGCGUACUCCUCGGGUUACUCCGUUUGGGGCCCCGUGUUGACGUUCAUGCUGCGGUACAUGAACAUCAUCAUGGCACGCGCGUACUGCCACAAGAUCAUCAAGCUUAGCGGCGUGAUCCAGAGCCUCGCCCCCGAGAAGGAGACGGUGUGCAACGUACACGGUGUACGCCAGAAGUUCCUGGACGUGGGCCAGGAGUACGCCCACAAGCCGCGAACGCGAGGUGCCUACUUCAUCGGGAAGAGCCUUUGGGCCAAGGGCUACGACCGGCUGAUCGGCCUACUGGAGUACAACAACAAGCGCCUGGGACGGGCGUUUCACAUGGACGUGUACGGGAGCGGUCCGGACCGGGAGGCGAUCGAGGCCAAGUCGUGUGAGAAGGGGUGUGACAUUACCUUCUUCCCGGCGACCGACCACUCGGAAUUGGGGGACUACAGCGUCUUCAUCAACCCCUCGGUUAGUGAGGUCCUGUGCACAACGGUGGCAGAGGCCCUGGCCAUGGGCAAGUGGGUCGUCUGCGCACGGCACAGCUCGAACGAAUUCUUCUUCCAGUUCCCCAACUGCCUUCCGUUUGACUCCGAGGAGGACUUUGCCGCCUGCGUCAGCUGGGCGCUCCGGCACGAUCCUGAGGACCUCACCCCCGCUCUUCGACACAAGCUCUCGUGGGCUGCGGCAACCGAGCGAUUAGCCGACGCCGCGGUGAUGAACGUCGGGGAGAGAAAACGACAGAAGCCGGUGGCGGACGGCUUCUUUACCGUCGCGCACGCCGCCGCCGGCUCAGGGCCGACGGGCGAUUUGUUCCGCCUAGUGGCGGGGGCCGACUCGGCGGCGUGGCAGAACAAAUGGGUCAACGAGCAACGUAGGCUGGAGAAGGAGGCGGAGCGUUCACAGCACGCGGAACAUGAGCAGCAGGUGGCGGCUAAGGAUGGCGUCGAAGACAGCGGAAGCAGCAGCAGCAGCAGCAGCAGCAGCAGCAGCAGCAGCAGCAACGGCAGCUCUAUUGACAUGGUCGCGAACGCUGCAGCCGUCGCGAGCGCGUAGCGUUGGCUCUCGGCUAGGCGUAGCUGAGCGUGUGGGCUAGACCCGCUGUGUUUUUCGCCGUCCUCCAGAGCACUGGCAGCAUUCCUUGAAGCCGGGCGACAACCUCUGUUGUUUUGGAUAUUUUCAUGUCAUAGCCCCACCCGCAUCAUUGCGAUUCUGCGUCUCCCCGCUUCACUGAGGCCGGGCGGGAACUAAAUAAAGCAAUGUGAACGAGAGGACCAUGUAGUAAAAAGGGAGCCACUGGAGCCAACUUGGACUAUAGAACCAUAUCUUUUGUGUGUGCCGUGGCCGGGUAGUCAGGGUUUCGUGGCGAGCAUCUGCUGUAGCUCCUCCACCAGUCGUGGGCGCGCAUGCGACGCGAGGGGGGAGGGGGGGGGGCAGGGGCAUUGCGAGGUUCCUGCUCAGAUCAACGUCGCGAAAUGUACCUGGUUGGGUGGUGCCGUUGGCCCUAACCUACCACAACGCGGAAUGAGCACAACGCCGGAAGGGGUGGGGUGCAGGAGCCAUGUUCGAGGGGGAUCCGCCGCUGUGCGUUCCGAUGAGAUCUCCGGAGGUGUCGCAAGGGCAAAAGGAUGUGGCGGCGCCUGCUACGCAGAGACGACGGUGUUGCUGCGUCAGUGCGGUCUGUGCUCGUUCCACGUGUUGCUCGAUGUUGAGUCUGUAGUCGUUCUGUAGUAUUUUACCGAGAUGUGGCAGCACGUCUGGUGUUCGAGUCUUGUUUUCUGCCUUUUGCAUUUUAUUUUCGCCGAUGAAACGCGUUUGCGGUACUUCUCGACAGGCAACCGCGACACGAUGGGGGGGGGCGAGUAGGCGUGCUUUUUCGUUCAUGGUCGCCGGUGCAGUUCGUAGGGUGCGAAGCUCCCGUCUUGUUUGGUCAUGGUCUCUAGCGGUCUUGCCAUUCACUUGGGGGUGGUGAGUGAGGAGGUGUGAAGACGUCGCGGUGUAUGUGUGUGUGCUGCUUCGGAUUGGUACCGACCGCCCUAGCAAUAUCUGUGUGUGACUGGUGUGCGUGUUUCGAUGCUUUUGUGUCGACCACGCUGUUUUUUCUGGCUCACAAAUGAACGGACGUCGGCAUGUAAGAAUACGCGAACACGCUUUCUAGUCAGCAGGCUCUUCCGGCAUAGGGCGUGUGCGUGUCCUGCGUGCAUGUGGUCGAUUGUGUGUUUCGUGUCUGUUUAGACCACAACACGUCCAGGUGGGGUUGGGACGCUGAUGUCGGAGACUGUAUUCUGUCGAGAGUGGGCGGUGUGUCCUGUGGCCCGUCGAAGACUUAAGGUCUGCAAAGCCUGUUUUCAAUGUGGCUUCUUUUUUUUUUUUCUGCAUCCCCAAAGGUCUGUUCUUGCGGUACCGGUCCGAUCAUAAGAAGACACGACCGUCGCUCUGUUGGGUCCGGCGAAGCUCAUCCAUGAUUUUAUUGGGUUUAGUUUUGGAUUCUCCGUGGAGUUCGAGAUCAUUUUGCCCUUUUUCUUGGGUCGUCAGUGCUGCCUCCUCAUGAUCAGACCGACGCUUCAACGUACGCAUUUAUUUUACACGUACGGUACUCGAUCCUCCCAUGUCUUUUCGUCGAAAGUACUUUUUAUAUCCGGCCCGCCCUCGCUCCGGUGGUCUAGUGGGUAGCUUCGCGAUCUGCUAAGGGCCACGCCAUGGGUUCGAGUCCCGACAGAGUGAGUUUUUUCUCGCUAAUUUAAUGCUGAUCUCCGUUGGAAGCGACGCG
This is a messenger RNA of Ectocarpus sp. CCAP 1310/34, 3651 nucleotides long. NCBI's taxonomy places the organism in Eukaryota, Phaeophyceae, Ectocarpales, Ectocarpaceae. The record is from the annotation of a GenBank genome assembly.